This is a messenger RNA of Mesorhabditis belari, 378 nucleotides long. NCBI's taxonomy places the organism in Eukaryota, Metazoa, Nematoda, Chromadorea, Rhabditida, Rhabditidae. The record is from the annotation of a GenBank genome assembly.
AUGUGUGCUACUCUUGGUUUGGUGCCAGUGAUUCGUGCUUCCAAAGACAAUGCUGCGGAACAAAUUGCAAUUAGGCUUGAUCAAAAACUCCGAGACAACUUACGGGAUGCACGCAAUAAUCUCUUCGCCUUUAAAAGUGUUCGAGCUGGGCAACUUAGUAGCUCUCGUCCUGUACUUAUCAUUGCGGAUAGAUCUGCGGAUUUGGCAACAAUGCUUCAUCACACUUGGACAGAUCAAGCUUUGGUUCAUGAUGUACUUGGGCUUGAUCAGAAUCGAGUCAGCAUGCCGGACAAGGGCAAGAAGGUGGACUACGGUUUGCAUUGUGGACACGAUCGUCUUUGGACGCAGCAUAAGGGGAAAUGCUUUUCCGCUAGUCGC